Molecule: messenger RNA, 4998 nt
Organism: Ylistrum balloti
Lineage: Eukaryota; Metazoa; Mollusca; Bivalvia; Pectinida; Pectinidae
Product: polyamine-transporting ATPase 13A3-like
Exons: 27
Coding region: 1-4998 (1665 amino acids)
Biological process (GO): polyamine transmembrane transport; intracellular calcium ion homeostasis
Cellular component (GO): membrane
Molecular function (GO): ATP binding; polyamine transmembrane transporter activity; ATP hydrolysis activity
Source: RefSeq, a predicted model, not a curated record
AUGAAUCUUCAAAAUAAAAGCGAUACUGACUCUCCCCAGAUAAUUAAUGAUGAUCUGAAAAUACAUCCUCUAGAUAAAGCUGAGUCUUUCAAUGAUUACUUCACAUCUAUUUCAACGACAGACAAGAAUGCUGAUGAUUUACCACCUGACUAUCCCCCACCAAUUAUUAACUUCUCUUCUAUCGACAUAACUGAACAGGACAUUAUUGACCAACUUCAGCUUCGAAAUUCUAACAAACCUGCUGGCCCUGAUGCCAUCCCUCCCAAAUUCAUAAAAGGAGUUUCUCAAUCCCUUGUUAAACCUCUCUCUAUAAUAUUUGAUAAAUCUAUCUCUGCAGGUGUACUUUCUACCUCCUGGAAAAAUGCCCAUGUAACACCUGUAUAUAAAGGGAAAGGAGGAAAAAGUGACCCUUCCAACUAUAGGCCAAUCUCUGUUACUCCAAUCUCCAAAAGCUCAACAGCGGAGGACCCUGGCAAGUCCAGCCUGCCGAGAAAGACAGGGGACCGAGAGUAUGUCAACCAUGGUAUGGAAGACGAAAUGCUUCAAUUUGAUGUUAUACGUUAUUUCAUCUCGAAAAAAGUCAAGUAUGUCUGGAACCCAGCAACAGAAACUUAUGAAAAAUUAAGGGGUCUUGAAGAGUCGACACCAUGUUCCUUUUUCCACAAUACCCUAGGACAAAGCAGGGCGGAGCAAAUAAAAGGACGAGCAACAUAUGGAAUUAAUCGUAUUGAAGUGACUAUCACACCUUUAUUUCAGCUGUUUUUCCAACAGGUCCUGUCUCCUUUCUACGUGUUCCAAAUGUUUAGUUCUAUCUUGUGGUUUGUGGAGUGGUAUUACUACUACGCUGGGUUCAUUGUCUUCAUAUCUGUUCUAUCUAUGACGGUCGCGAUCUACCAGACAAGAACGGUCAAAUUAGCUCUACGCAGUACAAUAGAGUCCUCUUCAAACGUCCUUGUAUAUCGAGGAAAGAAUGUGUAUGAGGAAAUAUCUUCAGAAGAUCUGGUUCCCGGUGACGUCAUAGAGAUCCCCAGGCGAGGCUGUAUGAUGCAGUGUGACGCCGUUCUUGUGUCAGGAAAUUGUAUAGUAAACGAAGGGAUGCUUACAGGAGAAAGUGUACCAAUUACAAAGACACCUCUCCCGAACCCCGCAUUGUCUAGAUCACAGGAAGACGUCUUGUUUAGUAUGCGUGAGCAUGCGCGUCACGUUUUGUUUUGUGGUACAAAGAUUAUCCAGACUCGAUACUAUGACAACCAUAAAGUUCGAGCUGUUGUGAUUAGAACAGGCUAUAAUACAGCUAAAGGAGAACUUGUGCGGUCAAUCAUGUUUCCUAAGCCGGUGGACUUCAAAUUUGAGGUGGACUCCUAUAAAUUCCUGGCUUUCCUCUCGUGUAUAGCUACAUUUGGUGUCAUCUACACAUUUCUGGUCAUGUCCAACAAAAGUGCACCGAUCGACGAGGUCAUCAUGCUAGCACUUGAUCUUGUUACCGUGGCCGUCCCUGCUGCACUGCCGGCUGCGCUAACAAUUGGAAUCGUGUUCGCGCAAUGGCGACUGAAAAAGAAUGGGAUAUUUUGUAUAAGUCCUAAACGGAUAACCGUCAGUGGCACUCUAAAUGUCGUUUGUUUCGAUAAGACUGGUACAAUAACAGAGGAUGGACUUGAUAUGAAAAGUGUGGUACCAGCCACAGAUGGCAAAUUUUCAGGAGAAAUAACCGCGAUAUCUACACUGACAAGGAGUCCCAUCAUGGCUGCUAUGACUACCUGUCAUUCCUUGACAAUAAUUGAUAACCAGUUGUGUGGUGAUCCUAUGGACCUGAUAAUGUUCGGCGCAACUAAAUGGGAACUUGUGGAACCGGGACAAGAGGAGACAAGGUUCGAUCAGAUGGCUCCAACCAUUGUCAAACCUGUUGCUGCCAUCAAUAAUAUCUACAACGAUUCUUUCGACUCAAACUUUCAGUUGCCCGUUGAAGAGAUUGGCGUGAUCAGACAGUUUACAUUUUCAUCGACACUACAACGAAUGUCUGUCAUUACUCGCAAGUUGGGGGACAGUCACUUUGAACUCUACAUGAAAGGAGCUCCAGAAAAAGUCAUUACUCUUUGCAAAUCAGACACCGUGCCAAUUGACUUCCACGAAGUGUUAACACAGUAUACACGACGUGGACUACGAGUGCUGGCCCUGGCAUGGCGACCGCUUCCCGGGAAACUUAAAUACACAAAAAUUCAGCGGAUACAAAGAGAACAAGUGGAGAAAGAUUUACGAUUUAUCGGUCUAAUGGUGAUGGAAAACAGACUGAAGCCUUCCUCCAGCCCGGUCAUUCACCAGCUAAAAGAGGCACACGUUCGUCCCGUGAUGGUAACGGGAGACAACAUGCUGACCGCUCUGAGUGUGGCAAGAGAGUGUGGAAUGAUUGACCACAAAGACAAUGUGAUUCUUGUUCAGGCUUACCCAGCACAGGAAUGGUCUAACGCAUCAUUGGAGUACAUCUACACAGACAUAAAGGACCCUGAGGACUUGGAUCUCAUAACAUUAUCGGGAGGGAGAAUAGGGAACAUAGAUAUUUCAGAAAAGUUUAAUGAAGUGAAUGCCAGAUAUCACUUAGCGACUGACGGGCGGUCAUGGGCUGUAAUACGAAAAUUCUUUCCGGAUAUAAUCCCAAAAUUGGCAGUAAAAGGGACAGUGUUUGCGAGGAUGUCACCAGACCAGAAAGCACAGCUGGUAGAAGAGCUUCAGGAAUUAGAGUAUUAUGUCGGGAUGUGUGGAGAUGGAGCUAAUGACUGUGGGGCCCUGAAGACAGCACAUGCCGGCAUAUCUCUGUCAGAGGCGGAGGCAUCUGUCGCGUCACCCUUCACGUCCAAGAACGCCAAUAUUGAGUGCGUUCCUACCCUUAUAAGGGAAGGACGAGCCGCUUUGACGACAUCAUUUGGGAUAUUCAAAUACAUGUGUAUGUACAGCUUGGUGAUGUUUACUACCAUCACUAUGUUAUACUGGAAAAAUGCAAACCUAUCAGACUUCCAGUUUCUCUUCAUUGACCUGGUUCUCUUAACAACCCUUAGUGUGACCUUCAGCUGGACAGGGGCGUAUUCUGAACUGGUACGGGAACCACCUCUUCUCAAGCUCGUUAGCAUAUCGCCUAUAUUAUCAGUGUUUGGACAAACCGUGAUUUCUAUGAGUUUCCAAGUAUUUGUGUACUUAAACAUUAAGGAGCAGACCUGGUUCGUACCUUUCGUAGAAAAUGAGGUGUGGGACUAUAGAUGUGAAGAAGUUACUGCCUUGUUUCUCGUGUCCACUUUUCAAUACUUCUAUCUCAGUAUUGCGUUUUCCAAGGGACCCCCAUACAGAAAAUCAAUAUUUUCCAACUAUCCUUUUAUGGUGAAUUUAGUAGUGUGUUUCGCAAUGAAUAUCUGGUUUACGUUGUAUCCAGGAGAUGGUGCUGAGGAUUUCAUGGAGCUCAAACCUCCCCCAUUCCUCUAUCGCCUUAUUCUGCUGGGAAUAACCAUCGCCUAUGGAUUCGUAUCUAUAUUGUUUGAGAUGUAUGUGAUUGAGAGUCCCUAUAUCAACAAUACACUACAAACCAAACUGGAGGAAUUGUCCAGAGGCGCAUCGUAUAGAUAUCAAGAAGUUGAAAAAGACAUUGAAGGGGAUAGUUCAUGGCCCCCAAAACAAACAAAUCCUUCCAACCUUGUCGAAGCAUUUGCUAGAUUGGAUGGUGCACACAAUACACCUGAUUUCGACCAAAACAGCCUUCUCAGUAGCCUUCUGUACUCGAGCAGUGGUUCAUACAGGUCACAUAGUCUUCAUUCAACAGGUUCUCUACGAUUCUCAUCCGGUUCCUACACAGUUGGGAGAGAUGAAGAGCACCUAAUUGGUUCUAUUGGUAAAGAGCAGGAUGCAACGUCGAUGGGCGCAAUAUUUCCAUAUCUGACUAAAAUGGAGGACAUUACCGUAAAACAGUUCGGAAACGUCGAAGGAUUUAUUAAUGCUCUUCCGACAGAUCCUACAAUCUCACAAAACGAGCCGCCAUAUGAUCAAGAAUUUGUAAAUGUUGACAAUCGAACUAAAAACACGCAGUCAUAUGAAAGACAUUUAAAAAAUUCUGACAUGGAAAUUGACCCGCAAGAAAGAACAGCUUUUUUCAUCGCAGAUCAACAUGUUAUACCUCAGAUAGAAAUUGUCAAAUCAGAUUCUAAACCUGAUAUUGUAAUGGGCAAUGUUGACGACACUGUGCGAAAUGAAGAUAGUAAUCACUUAAAUGUUGUUACUAAUGCUGACUGUGAUUUACUGACAAGAAGACCAGUGGGUGAUCUGAAGGAGUCUUCUUUACCUGCCGACAACAACAUGUCUUCAGUGAAGAUAGCUUUUGACAAGGACAUUACGGAACAGCACAUUCGAACAGAUGAUAAUAACAUACCACAGCCCUCCGAUUACCUUUCAUCAGGAACUACUGUAGAUGUGAAAACUGACGUACUCCAAAGGCAAGAGUUUACCCAAAGUGAGCUUAGUAUAGAGCAAACGAACCAACACAUAGACAGACAAAGGGAAACUGACACAUUAUCUAAGUCUCAUACGAAAGAAACAACUGAACUUCCUGUAGAACAAGUAUCUAUGCCGAGAGAAGAAUCCACAAUGAAAAUGGAAAAUACAACGCCCAACAAUUCAGCACAAGAAACAAACGUUGAUUAUAACGACUGUAAAGAAGAGAGUGUUGCUAGCUCGCGACAGGAGUCAAUUGACAACGAAAAUCAGAACACUGCGAUUAAAGAAGUACCUCAUACUGAGGUUCCUUCAUCAGAAACUUGCAGGACGAUAGACAAACAAAACGACCCGGCCUGUGUUCUGUUAGCAACAGAACAUAACUCAAAUAAAGAGCUGGACAAUUCUCGCCACACAGGUGACGAUCUAACGAAACCUAGCAAAGGUUCAGAUGAAGAUCUCAAUGGAGAGGACAUCAAAACAGGUAGUCUCGAGAAUAACGUCAAAGAUAUAGAUACUACUCAUUUAUAG